Molecule: messenger RNA, 1603 nt
Organism: Dendronephthya gigantea
Lineage: Eukaryota; Metazoa; Cnidaria; Anthozoa; Malacalcyonacea; Nephtheidae
Product: cysteine and histidine-rich domain-containing protein 1-like
Exons: 14
Coding region: 134-1090 (318 amino acids)
Source: RefSeq, a predicted model, not a curated record
CUCUUCCGGAGGGAACACGUCGCCUUCUCGUGGAUGGAAAAUACAAGAAAUGUCAAGAUAUCUCGAAUAAUAAAACCUCGUGUUUUACUGUGUUUUUAUUGCAAAAAUAAUUGAAAAUUUGGUUUGUUUUGAAAUGUCUGCCGAAGAAAAAUUACUCUGUUACAACCGUGGCUGUGGGAAACAGUUUCUGGAAAGCGAAAAUAACGAUGAUGUUUGCACACAUCAUCCUGGAAUGCCAGUUUUCCAUGAUGCACUAAAAGGCUGGUCUUGCUGUCAAAGAAGAGUUACGGAUUUCACAGAAUUUCUUAACAUAGCUGGAUGUAGAAAGUCGAAACAUUCGAAUGUUAAACCACCUGAACCGGAAGUUAAACCUAAAAAUGCUGCUGCAGAUAUUCCUAUAGCAAGUCAUGGUCAAACCACACACAGGAAAGCUGAAGAAAAAAUUCAAGAAAUUAGACCAAGUGAUGAUCUACCAUAUCAAAAACUAAAGUUUAGUGUCUCGGAUUCACUCAAGAAAGCUUUGGAGAGACACAUUGAAUCCAUUACAAAUAAUGAUGAAAACGUAGAAUCUGGUGUGGUACAGAAAGGAACGACGUGUAAAAAUAAUGCUUGUAAUGAGGUUUAUGUUGAUGAAAACACAAAUGGAAAGACGUGUAAAUAUCAUACUGGCAGUCCUAUUUUUCACGAAGGGUAUAAAUUUUGGAGCUGUUGCAUGCGGAAGACAUCGGAUUUUGAUGAAUUCUUAAAGCAAGAGGGAUGCAGUAGUGGUAAUCAUGUUUGGUUCUUAACAGACGAGCAAAAGAAAAAAGCUGUGAUGUGCCGAUUUGAUCAUUAUCAAAUGGGAAUGACGGUUGUGAUUUCAAUUUAUGCAAAGCUUUGUGAUCCUGCAAAAUCAUUUGUAGAAGCAAAUUGCACUUGUCUCAAAGCAUGUUUCGUUUUUGGAAAUUCUUCAAAAUUUGAUUUAGACAUAAAGUUACAUGGCGUCAUCGACCCAAUUAAAAGCUCAGUCAUAUAUUCUGCAACAAAGGUAGAAAUUAAACUAAAGAAAAGCCAAGCCUCAAAUUGGCCACGAUUGGAACUAAAUUCCUAAUGAGACAAGUUUUGCAACAACGGUAAAGAUGCUUCUGUUUUUUCUCACACUUCAAAUCGCCAGUUGAUAGACUACAGAAUAUGUACUUAUUCACUGCAAAUUUGCAAUUAACAUAUGAUGCCAUCUUGAAGGUGAAAAGCCCAACUUAUCUAUCGCUUAAACUAUUUAGAUAGAAUUGCAUUUCAUUUAUCAAAUACAUGGGUGGAGAAAAUAGAGUUUCAAGUUGUGUUUUUGGGUAACAUGUUGUUAUUCUCCUUUUUCUUACCAAAAUAAAGAAAAAAAGGUAGACAUUCACUGCGAGCAGUGAUGGCCUAGUGCUUUCAAAAAUGCUUAGGUCCUGUUUAUAUGAUCCCGCCUAGCCGGGACGGGACAGUUUCCGAGAUCCCGCUUGUAAUACAAACACUAAUUAGUGUUUAUAUGACCACUUUUCCAUCCCGCCUAGGCGGGAUCCCUGCACUUCCUGCGGGAUCCCGAUUAGACGGGACGAGAAAUUGCCAUAUAAACACUCCAUCG